AGGUGGGAACGACUUGUGCCACACCAUCGCGAAAAAGCUGGAGAUUUUGAUGCAACCAGGCAAGGCCGACAGGGAUCGUGCUCUCCGAGCCAGUCAGGUAUCAGCAACGCACCCUUUCUGACGUGAUGAACCUGUACUGCAUCCAUCUGACAGGCACUGCCGUGCCGCCCGGGCAAGUCCGCCAGCCGCCUCGGCACGGCAUCGUUCAAGCUUCUUCCAGAAUCCUUCCAUGGAAGGUUGAUUUCUUGAUGCCUUGCUCCGGCUCUACAAGUACUGUAGCUGGGAAGCAUCAUGCAGCGCAGGAUGCAUUCAUCACGCCUUUGCCUGCCACUCAGAGCCUGCUGGGAGCGGUGCAUGCCGCCACGGAGGGAUGCCCGGUUGUGAUGUGCAGGGCAAAUGCAACCCUCGCGGCAGGGCGGCAUGGUGCUGCUACCUCUUUGGUGUAGUCCGAGCCGAGGAGCAGGUACCUACCACAUGCAGCAUGCAAGCGUCGGCAACUUGAACUCGAAUAGCCCAUC
Molecule: messenger RNA, 518 nt
Organism: Neohortaea acidophila
Lineage: Eukaryota; Fungi; Ascomycota; Dothideomycetes; Mycosphaerellales; Teratosphaeriaceae
Exons: 1
Coding region: 126-446 (106 amino acids)
Source: RefSeq, a predicted model, not a curated record